Strongyloides ratti is the source of this 912-nucleotide messenger RNA. RefSeq names its product DNA replication complex GINS protein PSF2. Gene Ontology annotation, cellular component: GINS complex; nucleus; mitochondrial inner membrane. The record is from RefSeq and is a predicted model, not a curated record. The transcript is spliced from 5 exons. Bases 1 to 912 code for a protein of 303 amino acids. NCBI's taxonomy places the organism in Eukaryota, Metazoa, Nematoda, Chromadorea, Rhabditida, Strongyloididae. Gene Ontology annotation, biological process: DNA replication; double-strand break repair via break-induced replication.
AUGGGUAUCGAAGAGUGUCAGUUUAUUGCAGAACAAUCAUUGAUAUCGUUUGUACCUAAUUUCAAUUCAGAGGAGGAAGAAUAUUGUUCUGCAGGUUUGGUUAAAUUUGAAGCUGGAUUACCCGUAGAAAUUCCAAUAUGGAUGGCAUCAAUCUUAAAAGCUCGUAGUAAAGGAUCUAUUGUAGCUCCAAGUUGGUUAAAUCCUCAAAAUAUUGAAAAAUACAUUCAAUCAGAAAAAAAGCAAUUCACAUUUACUAAAUUACCUGAUAAUUUUUUUUGUAUUUCACUGAUAUUAAUUAACAAAUUUAAAAGUGAUAUUGAAAAUAUUGAUACUAUUAAAAUUUUGAUUCAAGAUCUUUGGGAUAAAAGAUUAUGGAAAAUGCGAUCUUCUUUGGUAAAAUUUUUUGUGCAGGAAAAUAUAUGUCAUGUGAGAAUAAAUAAUAUAACAUUACUUGAGUCAUGUUAUGUUGGACCAAUUAUUUUUACUGGUUCAAAAAACUUAGAUACAAUCAGAAAAAUGAGGAUGCCUACAAUUUCACGUGUAAUUUCUUUGGUUCCAAAAGUUAGUGGACGUACAAGCGUUCGCCAUUCUGGAAUGGGUUUAAAAGCAGCAGAAUUUGACAAUUACAAAAAAACAAUGGUUGAACCAUUAACUACAUCAGAAAGUGUUUAUAAGACAUACAGAAAAAUCUUCUUUGUCUUGGGAAUUCCAAUUAUUGCUUUCACAUUUUAUGCUGCUUGGCGUGAUCAUGAAAAGCAUAUGUCACAUGAACGUAAAGAAUAUGUACCAUUUGACUUUCUUAACGUUAGAAAGAAAGCUUUUCCAUUUGGUGAUGGCAACCACAGUUUAUUCCACAAUCCUUCUGAGCAAUAUGUUCCAGGAGUUGGAUAUGAAAAGGAACGCCAACAUUAA